Molecule: messenger RNA, 1922 nt
Organism: Vespa crabro (European hornet)
Lineage: Eukaryota; Metazoa; Arthropoda; Insecta; Hymenoptera; Vespidae
Gene: kappaB-Ras
Product: NF-kappa-B inhibitor-interacting Ras-like protein
Exons: 2
Coding region: 624-1229 (201 amino acids)
Biological process (GO): canonical NF-kappaB signal transduction
Molecular function (GO): GTPase activity; GTP binding
Source: RefSeq, a predicted model, not a curated record
AAAUAUUUAAAAAAUGUGUACUCUCAAGAUUAUGGCAGCCAUUCGAUUUCGCGCAACUUGAAAUGAGAAAUUUUUCAAAUAUAUUUCUCUACAUUUCCGCUUGGGGGCGCCACUUACGUCCUCACACACGUCAAAAUUGAUUGGUGUUUCACGUACGUAUAACCUUAAGGUAUUUUCAUAUGGCGCUUCGAUCGACUGCUAACUUGAGAAAUAAAUGAAUGUCGAUUCAUCUUGAUUCUUAUUGGUCAAAGCAAUUAGAGAAGAGGAAAUAUGCGGUAAGAACUAGAAACCUAAUUACUUUUUAAGGUGUUCAAAAAGUACGAAAUAAAUAAGAAAAUAAAUGAUAAAACGUCGAUCGUAUUGUAAUUUCUUUUAUUCGUAUCGAAAUUGUACAUUCGAAGUAAAAUUACAUCGUAUUAUUAACAAUCACAAAUUCUAUGCACAAUGAUAAGAAUAAGGUUAUGAAAUUGAUUGAUCGUUUAAUAAAUAAAAAUAGAAAUUAUGGAAAUAUUGUAUCAACUUGCACGUUAAAAGCGAUGCAUUAUUUCAAGUGCAAAUACCAAGAUGUGACGUAAUAGGAAAAGGUAAUGAAAUCGUGGUAGGAUUACCACCAGAUUCUAAAUAUGGGAAAGCCAACAAGAGUAGUCGUCUGCGGAAUGAAAGGAGUAGGAAAAACGGCAUUGCUAGAACAACUCAUAUAUGGAAAUGUCACCUCAAAAACGGAAAUUCAUCCCACUAUAGAAGACAUCUAUGUUGCUAAUAUAGAAACGGACCGUGGUACAAAAGAGAGAGUUAGAUUUUACGACACCGCUGGUUUAGAAUCAUUACAAAGCAACGCGAACAAUCAACAACUUCCCAGGCACUAUCUUGGUUUUGCAGAUGGUUAUAUCUUAGUGUACGACACUACGAAACCAGAAUCUUUGGAUGUUUUAUUUCCAUUGAAGAAGGACAUCGAUAAGAACAAGGAUAAGAAAGAAAUAACAGUAAUAGUUUUAGGUAAUAAAACUAAUAAUGAAAAUAAAUCUAAUAGCUUAGAGAAUACAUCUAAUAAAGCAAGCAAUUGGUGUACCAGGGAAAAGGUAAAACAUUAUGAGAUCAAUGUAAUGGAUAGACAAACAUUGUUAGAACCUUUUGUCUAUUUGUCGUCUAGGUUAAAUCCACCACCAAACAAAAGUACAUUUCCUCAACUGAGUAUGGGUAGGAAAAUAAUUAAAACUGAAACUCCAUAAGAAAAUUAUAUCAUUUAAUUAAUUAUAACUGAUAUUUGAAAGUAAUUCACUUGGCUGUGGAAAUAUAUCAUCGUAUUAAAAAUAUGAUAUAUAUAUAUAUAUAUAUAUAUAUAUACAUAUAUAUAUAUAUAUAUUAUGAGGUAUAACAAAACAAAAAAAAACUAUAAUGAUAUUUAAGUUAAUUAAAAAAUUUGUUCAAGGGUCUAAUUGAGUACUCUUGAUUUAGAUUAAGAAUAUCAAAGUACUUAAUUAAUUUAUCUUUAUACAACAUGCAUUUUAAUAAGAUCUUCCAAAGUUAUGUUAUAAAAUGCAUCAUGUAUAAUAUUGAUUAAUGACAUGGUAUUUCGCUCAGAGGAUCGUAUAAUCGUUUUUAAACAUCUUUAUCUAUUAAGCAAUAUGGCUUAAAGUACUUAAGUAAUAUUUUCUAUCAGAAACAACAAUAGCCAAGCUGAAAGCGUAUUACAUGUUAGGUAUAAACUUUUCUAUUACAUUUAUCACUCAUAAGCAGGAAAUUACCAUUCUAUUGGUUUUGCCAGCUCCUGUAAACGUAUAUCUGUGUUAAAAACAUAAUCCCAAAUUUUACUACUAAUACCGAAACCUACAAAGAAUAAAACAUUAAAUGUUUAUGUUUAAGAAUAAAACAUAAAACUCAUGCUGUAUGAAUAAAAAAAUGAAACGCAAGAAAAAAAAAAA